Messenger RNA from Girardinichthys multiradiatus, 5127 nucleotides. RefSeq names its product EBF transcription factor 2 (gene ebf2). The record is from RefSeq and is a predicted model, not a curated record. Gene Ontology annotation, biological process: regulation of transcription by RNA polymerase II. The transcript has 15 exons. Lineage: Eukaryota; Metazoa; Chordata; Actinopteri; Cyprinodontiformes; Goodeidae. The coding region runs from base 695 to 2470 and encodes 591 amino acids. Gene Ontology annotation, molecular function: RNA polymerase II cis-regulatory region sequence-specific DNA binding; DNA-binding transcription factor activity, RNA polymerase II-specific.
UUUGAAAAUGAUGUAAACCUGGUCGAACUGUCGUGUGAAAGUUUGCUGUGAGAGUCACCAGUUGGAUGCUGAAUCUGGCAGCAGUCCAAACGACGGAUGGACUUUACACCAAUGAGAGCAUCCAUUUCAACAAUCGGGCCCCCAUAUGGCACUUGGCCCCUCCUCCAUGCUCCAUCCCGGUGGAGGGUCUCAUUCAUGCUCCAGGACAGCGGCUCACUCCAAGCCUUCUGGCCUCAGGAUCAGCUGUUUUGAUCCUACCCGGCAUUGUGACAAAGGAAGACUUUCUGCGCGCAGAUCCACUUUUAAAGACCAUCUCCAGUCUCGUCUGAUCCUCUCUGUCGGAGCAGAUGAUCCGCUGCGCUCCCACUCCCGCUCGAGAUGUGCGCUCGGACAAUGCUUGUAAUCUGUGGAUACAUAUAUUUACAUUCAUCUUUUGAGCCUUGAAUGAAAGAAAGUCCGUGCGGAUUUCUCCUGAGCCAUAUUUAAAGUCACAACACAGCACCAGUCGUUCAUUGUUUCCCCAAAGCUCACUGAAAGCUUCAUUUGCGACGCCUUUUUGGGGAGCGCAGCGCUCUGAAGUGGACAUUCUGUUGGCUACUGAAGUACUUCAGCUUGUGCAGGUCAUCUUUGUGUUUCGAAACAAAUCAAAAUAACAGUUUAAAAAGUCAUCCAAACGACCAGGACACGGUUUUAAAUGUUCGGGAUCCAGGAGCAACUGAUACGAGACGUGAGCGGAUUAAAAGAGAGGACUCUUGGAGAGGAGAUGGAUCCAGUCCGGUCGUGGGUGCGUAAUGUUGGGGUCGUGGAUGCGAACGUUGCAGCGCAGAGUGGAGUGGCCCUGUCAAGAGCUCACUUUGAGAAGCAGCCGCCCUCCAAUCUCCGCAAGUCCAACUUCUUCCACUUUGUCCUGGCCCUCUAUGACAGACACGGCCAACCAGUGGAGGUGGAGAGGACCGCGUUUGUGGACUUUGUUGAGCACGAUAAGGAGCAGACUGGAGAAAAAACAAACAACGGCACUCACUACAAGCUACAGCUCCUCUACAGUAAUGGGGUUCGUACAGAGCAAGAUCUUUAUGCACGACUGAUCGACUCUGUCACCAAACAGCCCAUAUCAUACGAAGGCCAGAACAAGAAUCCAGAAAUGUGCAGAGUUCUGCUCACACAUGAGGUUAUGUGCAGCCGCUGCUGCGAGAAGAAAAGUUGUGGCAAUCGAAACGAGACGCCCUCUGAUCCGGUCAUCAUUGACAGGUUCUUCUUGAAGUUUUUCCUGAAAUGCAAUCAGAAUUGUCUGAAGACAGCAGGGAACCCAAGGGAUAUGAGGAGAUUCCAGGUGGUCUUGUCCAGCACAGUGAGCGUAGACGGACAUGUCCUGGCUGUGUCUGACAACAUGUUUGUCCACAACAACUCAAAACACGGCCGGAGAGCUCGCCGACUGGAACCUGGAGAGUCAGUGGAGAAUACCAUGGAAUAUGCUACUCCCUGCAUCAAAGCCAUCAGCCCCAGUGAAGGCUGGACCACUGGAGGGGCCAUGGUCAUAGUCAUUGGGGAGAACUUCUUCGAUGGGUUGCAGGUGGUGUUUGGAAGCAUGCUAGUCUGGAGUGAGCUGAUCACUCCGCAUGCCAUCCGGGUACAGACGCCUCCUCGACACAUCCCUGGUGUUGUGGAGGUCACACUGUCAUAUAAAUCAAAACAGUUCUGCAAGGGAGCGCCUGGACGGUUCAUUUACACAGCCCUUAAUGAGCCAACUAUAGACUAUGGUUUUCAGCGACUGCAGAAAAUAAUUCCCCGGCAUCCAGGUGACCCAGAGAAACUAGCCAAGGAGAUUCUCCUAAAAAGAGCAGCAGAUCUUGUUGAGGCUCUGUAUGGAAAUCCACACAGUAAUCAGGACAUGCUUCUGAAACGUGCAGCUGACAUUGCAGAGGCACUCUACAGCGUUCCGCGUCCUCACAGUCAGCUGCAGGGACUGCCCAGCUCACCAGCCCACGGGAGCGUCAUGGGUCUGGGCUCCUAUCCGUCCCAGUUAGGGGUCAGCAUUGGAGAUCCAGGACAGAGCAGCCAGGGUUAUAUCCGUAACUCCAGCAGUUUGUCUCCAAGGGGUUACCCCUCAGCUUCCACUCCUCAGCAGUCAAGCUACGGAGGCAGCGGAGGAAUGACUGGAGGCUACGGGACAGUUCCAAUGACAAGUCUGGGAGUUCCUGGAUCUCCUGGAUUCAGCAGUGCCUCACCCACAAGCUCUCCCUACAUAAUGCCAGCGAGCCCCACAAUACCAGGAAGCUCAAGCUCCUCGUCAUCUCUCUUGCCUUUCUCCUCUUUCCCUUCUGCUGCCAAACAGAAGAGUGCUUUUGCUCCCGUCCUCAGGCCCCAAGGUUCUCCUUCCCCUGCCUGUCCCGCCUCAGGGGGGAACAGCUUCAGAGGUAGUCAUCCAACUCACUAUCUGACCCCGCUGUCUGAACUCACCAAUGCAGUCUAACCUAAUACUAACCAACUCAAAAGCUAUGACUAAACACGGCUUGGGUGAUGUACAGUAAUGAAACACCUGACUGAUUUAGAAUCACAGAUUUUGUAUAUUUUUUCUCUCCAGCGAUGACGGGCCUGGUUGUCCCCCCGAUGUAGCAAAGCACCUAUCCCACUCUGCCCCAGACCACUUACCUCCCCUUCUUUUUGGCACUGACCAGGGAAAGUGAAAAAACUGUUCACUAGUGAGCUUAACUUCCUCCCUGAUUCCACCCGCUGUUUCCCAGCCCCCAUUUUUUGCGACCAGUCAGGGUGGGGUAUGAAAAUGUCCAAAGACCAGCAAUCUUCCCCAGAUGCACAGGAAAACACUACAGCCGCAGCAACAUGAGCAGAACUGAACAGUUUACUGCUGUCUGUGUGACUGACAGGAAAACCUCCAUUUAAUUUCACCUGAAGUUUCAAAAAGGAUGUGUCCUAACCUCUGAGCCACCACCACAUACGAUAUCUCGGUUUUCCAACGCCUCCAAGAGACCUAUAGGAUGCACUGUCGGAUCGCUGAGCAUCGACGGAUCACGGGCAGCUCAGAUAAGAAGCUGCAGCUCUAAAAAGCGGGGUGCUUACUUUGUGCGUGUAUAGACACCCUAAAUGGCAUGAGUAUACACCAUAUGUGAGCUAGCGAGAGGUUGUUUUGUAGUAGACUUUUUAAAGACAUCUUACAUUCCAGAAAAGUAGAACCUUUAUAUUUUGUUUUGACUGUUUCUGUCAAGGGAGAAAUCUUUGUCUCAUGGGUUAUUACUAAAAUGAAUUCAUAUAUUGAUUUAUUUAAGAACAAGCAAUUUAACUUAUUAAAUUUAGUUUAGGGAAUAAUAUAAACGUGUUUUUAUAAACUGGUUCUCUUUCCAACUGUUGAUGAAAUUAAGUAAGCUCACCAAUUGCCAAUUACUUUGAUAAAUUACACUCUGUAAUGGAUUUUUCUUUUUUUGCGGAGUUUUAUUUUUUUUUAUUAAACUUCCCUAUUUUUCAGGUUCUUACGAAAGCAAUUAUUUGUGUUUGGCCACAGUUAAAGGUUAUUGUCCUUGUGUAACAGGAAAUAUUAGUUAGCUGUAUUAUUUUUAUUUCCACUAAAAUGCAUGCUUUGUUACAUCACUACUCUGGUACUUUUUUACCCCAAAUUGUUUGUGAACUUUAAUUUCCAGUGUCUAGUCACUAUGCAGUAUAGGAAGCAAAAGCACAACAGCUAAAACAAAAAGAAGAAGAUGCAUUAGGUGGUCAUUUAUCAAUGUUAUCAUGUUCUUAUAGCUACAGUUCCUUGUUAAGGUAGUCAUACAUGUUGAAUCUUUCCACAUUUUGUCCAGUUGCAGCACAAAACAUCACAAUAAAAGGUAUUUUAUUGGGAUUUUAAUUGAUAUACCAACAUAAUGUAGUGUAUAAUUGUGAAAAGAGAGGAGAAGCAUACAUGAUUUUCUACAUUUUCUACAAAUAAAAUUAUAAGGGUUAUGUUCGUUUGUCCCAACCACCCCUGAGGAAAUGCUUAUAGAAAUGUGUUUCGCUGCAAUUACAGUGAUCUGAGGUAUGUUUCUAGCAUCUGUUUCAUCUACAGACUGAAAUGUUUACCCAAAGCUCAAGAUCAGUAAUAUUGGACGGAGAAUGUCUGUGAACUCUUUUCAGUUCUUGGCACAGAUUAUCAAAUUGGUUAAUGUUUGGGCUUUGGCUGGGCCAUUUUAGCUAAUAAAUACACUUUAAACCAAUGCCUUUUUGUGUAGGUCUGGCUGCAUGUUUAGAGUUGCUGUCCUGCUGGAAGGGGAACCUUUUACCUGAAGUCUCAAGUCUUUUCGGAGCCUCUGACAAGUUUCUUCCUAGUAUAUUUAUAUAUAUCUAUAUAUAUAUCUAUAUAUAGAUAUAUAUCUAUAUCUAUAUAUAUCUAUAUAGAUAUAUAUAGAUAUAUAUAGAUAUAUAUAUAUAUCUAUAUAUAUAUAUAUAUAUAGAUAUAUAUAUGGUGUUCCUUCAGAGCAACCACGAGCCUCUUGGCUGCUUCUCUUCUGGUUAAUGCUUUCCUUUUCCACGCUGUAGGUGUAUUUGGGUGGCCAUUUCUUGAUAGGUCUGCAGUUGUGCCAUACUUUCUCUUCUUUAACGUGGUGGAUUGAACACUGCUCUGUGAGGUCUUCAAACAUUAAGAUAUUGCUGUAUAACCUAAUCCUGCUUUAAAGUUCUCUACACCUUUUCCCCUGACCUGACUUUUCAGAUGCUUAUUUGACAAAAAUGUCAGAAUCCUUAUAUUCUUUUCCAUUUUUCACUUCACAGUUUUGCCUUACUUUGUGUUGGCCUGUCACAUUAAAAAAAUCAACCAAAAAGUACAAAGCUUGGGGUUGUAAUAUUGAAAAUGACACAAAGUUCAAGGUGUAUGAACACUUUUGAAGGCACAGUCUUUCUCAUCACAACACAAAACGCAUUCUCAGGACGUCCACACAAAGAACGCAAAGAAUAAUUGAUGUUUGCAACAUUUGUUCUUAGAAUUCAGUUAAUCUUAUUUAUUUAAAAAAAUGUUAGCAAUUUAUAAUUAUGUUUUUAAGCCAUCUUUUUUUGAAGUGAUACAAGAAACGGUGCAAAUGUGAUUUGUAAAUUUUAAGGUGUAAUUAUAUUUUGUGCUCCAAAUAAAACAUGUAAAAGGAAAAA